GCCCCUUGAAGGAAGGGCCCCGGAGGACAGGACAGGGCAUGGCUGGAAGUGCUCCACGUCCUCCUGUCACUGUCCCUCUGCAGAGCCUUCCUGUGGGUCCACCUCCUGUUGGAGGAUGCCAGUUCUGGCUCAGGCCCAGCGUGGGUGGCUCCAGUCCCCUACUUGGCUGUAGUCCCCUGAGGCAGGUGCAGGACACAGGAAAGCAGGGAAAGCGACGAGGAGCCACUGUAGCUCUAUGUGAUGCUGGUGAGAGUCGGGAUGGAGAGGGCACAGCCAGGUGGGCUCGGGUACGAAGCCGGGGUCAGGUGUCUCCUGAGCUGCACGGCCCACCCCUUUCUUUUGGAUUCUGUGGGAGACUUUUAGAAGCACGGGGACGACAGCGCCCCCCAUACAGCCUCCCUGAACUCAAGUCUGUAAAGGCCACAAGCCAAGCCUGUGACCCUGUGAUCUAAGCAGCAGCAAUUGGACCCCCCAAGUCUGCUGAGGGCGCUGAAGCCAGGCCACCCUGAGCUCCCCCCACAAAAGGGAAGAGCAUCAAGCCCCAAGAGUUGGCAGGGUGCAUAGGAUUCUGGCACACAUCCUGUUUUCUUGCUUGUUGCAUGGUUCCUGGACGUGAGCAUCCCAGGCCACCACAGCAGACCACAGCGGGGUGCUCUCUCCAGACCGAGUGGACAGGAAUGCUAGGCCCCCUGUCUCCCACCGCCAUCUUUGCUCAGGGCCAAGUACCCCUGGCCCUUCCACCCUUCCUGCUGCCUCCCCAGCCCGCAGCCCAGGGGCAGAUGGAGGAUAGUGUCAGACCCAGGGUUGCACAGGAGGGCAGGAACCAGGGAGCCGGGGGCCAGGCCAGGAUGCGGCUGUGUGCUGCAGGGGGCCUCACUGCUCCUGGCAGCAGGAAUCAGAGACGCUGUAACUGGAUCCCGUGGGGGAUCUGGCCACUGAGGGUGGAGGGCUGCGAUCAGGUUGCUGCCCUGUGGUGAGUUUUCCACUGGGCCGCUUUUUCUACCUUGGGAAAGAGCUGGGCUGGACUGGGGGUCCGAGCAGGGCAGUGGGAGGCCCUGAAGCAGCCAUCAGUAAGAAGAGAAGCUAAGAGGCAGGGACUCCACAAGACCCAGGGCGCAGGGCCCCGGCAGCCGUGGGUGAGGACGAGGUGGUCAGCCUUUCUCCCGUCCUGCUGGGCAUGGGCUCUGGCCUUGGUGCCAUCCGGGAGCCACUGAAAUCCAAGCUGGGGUGAGGCAAGGCGGCUCCUGCUCCUAAGCCCUGUGUUUUUGAUCCGCCCUCACCCGCCCUCGGCUGCCCGCUGGCCAUGUAAGAUCUGCCCGGGUGGCCAAGGCCACACGACAGAGGCAGCGCUGGAGCAGUAGCGUCCAUGUCACUGGCUGGGCUUGGGAGCCAAGGGCGAGAUAGACAGACCUGGGCCUCUGGGGGUCUACAGGGCCCCUGAGCAGUCAGAGAGAGCUUCCCAGGCCCCUGAAGCACCGUGGCUAGCCUCAAAGAUGCCAACCAACGGCCUGCACCAGGUGCUGAAGAUCCAGUUUGGCCUUGUCAAUGAUGCCAACCGCUACCUGACAGCAGAGAGCUUUGGCUUCAAGGUCAACGCUUCGGCGUCCAGCCUCAAGAGGAAGCAGAUAUGGGUGCUGGAGCCUGACCCCGGACAGGGCGCUGCUGUGCUCUUCCGCAGCAGCCACCUAGGCCGCUACCUGUCGGCAGAAGAAGAUGGGCGCGUGGCUUGUGAGGCGGACCAGCCAGGCCGAGACUGCCGCUUCCUGGUCCUGCCGCAGCCUGAUGGGCGCUGGGCGCUGCAGUCGGAGCCGCACGGCCGCUUCUUCGGUGGCACCGAGGACCAGCUGUCCUGCUUUGCGACAGCCGUGUCCCCGGCGGAGCUGUGGACAGUGCAUCUGGCCAUCCACCCGCAGGCUCACCUGCUGAGCGUGAGCCGCCGGCGCUACGUGCACCUGUGCCUGCAGGAGGACGAGAUGGCAGCAGAUGGUGACAUGCCGUGGGGCGUGGACGCACUGCUCACCCUCAUUUUCCAGAGCAGGAGGUACUGCCUCAAGUCUUAUGACAGCCGAUACCUUCGCAGCGAUGGCCGCCUGGUCUGGGAGCCCGAAGCCCAUGCCUGCUACACACUGGAGUUCAAGGCAGGCAAGCUGGCCUUCAAGGACUGUGAUGGCCGCUACCUGGCACCUGUGGGGCCUGCCGGCACACUCAGGGCUGGCCGAAAUACGAGGCCCGGCAAGGAUGAACUCUUUGACCUGGAGCAAAGCCACCCGCAGGUGGUGCUGGUAGCGGCCAACCACCGCUACGUCUCUGUGCGGCAAGGAAUCAAUGUCUCAGCCAAUCAGGAUGAGGAACUGGACCACGAAACCUUCCUGAUGCAAAUUGACCAGGAAACAAAGAAGUGUACUUUCUACUCCAGCACUGGAGGCUACUGGACCUUGGUGGCUCACGGGGGCAUUCAGGCCACAGCGACCCAAGUCUCUGCCAACACCAUGUUUGAGAUGGAAUGGCACGGCCGGCGGGUGGCGCUGAGAGCCAGCAAUGGACGUUACGUGUGCAUGAAGAAAAAUGGGCAGCUGGCCGCCAUCAGUGACUUUGUGGGUGAGCCUCCGGGCCCUCCGUGGGACAGCGGGGCAGGAGCCGCCCACGCGCCUUCUUCUGCAGGUGGAGACGAGUUGUUCACCCUCAAGCUCAUCAACCGACCCAUCCUGGUGCUGCGGGGCCUGGAUGGCUUCGUGUGCCACCGCCGCGGCUCCAACCAGCUGGACACCAACCGCUCCACCUACGACGUCUUCCACCUGAGCUUCAGGGACGGCGCCUACCAGAUCAGAGGCCGCGGAGGUGGCUUCUGGUACACCGGAAGCCAUGGAAGCGUGUGCAGCGACGGCGACCUGGCGGAGGACUUCCUCUUCGAGUUCCGAGAGCGCGGCCGCCUGGCCAUCCGGGCCCUCAGCGGCAAGUACCUGCGCGGCGGCGCCUCGGGGCUGCUGCGCGCGGACUCGGACCUGCCGCUGGGGGAAGCGCUCUGGGAAUACUGAGGACCCAUUAAACCUUCGUUGCUCGGC
Messenger RNA from Meriones unguiculatus (Mongolian gerbil), 3062 nucleotides. RefSeq names its product fascin actin-bundling protein 2, retinal (gene Fscn2). The transcript has 5 exons. Gene Ontology annotation, molecular function: actin filament binding; protein-macromolecule adaptor activity. Bases 1494 to 3035 code for a protein of 513 amino acids. The record is from RefSeq and is a predicted model, not a curated record. Gene Ontology annotation, biological process: establishment or maintenance of cell polarity; cell migration; actin filament bundle assembly. Gene Ontology annotation, cellular component: actin cytoskeleton; cytoplasm. NCBI's taxonomy places the organism in Eukaryota, Metazoa, Chordata, Mammalia, Rodentia, Muridae.